Canariomyces notabilis is the source of this 913-nucleotide messenger RNA. RefSeq names its product kinase-like protein. The coding region runs from base 1 to 636 and encodes 211 amino acids. The record is from RefSeq and is a predicted model, not a curated record. NCBI's taxonomy places the organism in Eukaryota, Fungi, Ascomycota, Sordariomycetes, Sordariales, Chaetomiaceae. Gene Ontology annotation, biological process: protein phosphorylation. Gene Ontology annotation, molecular function: protein kinase activity. The transcript has 3 exons.
AUGAUUAACCGGAACAACGUGGUGUCUGGCGGAAGCACCGGCCUGAUAGAGCUCAUGCCCUGUGGGAACGUCAGAAAAUGCGCCUAUCCCAAUGUUGAGACGCGAAAACAAAGUUUGCGGGACCUAGAACGCGAGUUUCAAAUAUACAAAAGGCUUCCGCGACACGACCGCUUGCUACAAGUCAUCAAAUACUCUCCCGAAGAUGGGCUCUUCCUCCCCUACAUGCCAAGGGGUAACUUGCGAGAGCAUAUCAAGAAAUUGAGCUCAAGUAUCACCGUUUCCCAGAAAUUGCAAUGGGUUUACGACGCUGCCGAAGCCCUUCACGUCCUCCAUUCUCAUGGCAUCAUUCACUGCGAUGGCACUAGAUUCUGUCUACCACGGUCGUGGGAUGACGCGUCAACCGUCAGGACCGACCUGUUCGCCCUCGGCUCCACUAUUUAUGAGAUCAUGACUGGCGAGCAGCCCUACAACGACCUCCCUGACGAUGAGGUUGAGACUAGAUAUUCUCGGCUAAUGUUUCCAGACGUACAAGCCGUUCGUUGCGGACAGGUUAUCAAUGCCUGCUGGCGAGGCGAGAUCAAAACCGCGAAGGAAGCAAUGGAACUGAUCCAAUAUGAGAUGGAAAAGCCUCAAUGAGUUACGCUACGCAGCCACACCAAGGAUACAGCUGGACUGUACAUUCCUUCAUAGAAAGGUGAACCCUGAAUUACCUAGCUCCCCGACAGGCAUUCUUACCGGACUGCUCGGGAACCAGCCACCUGGUUCCUCUUUCAUAUUUGGUAGCAUACGGUGAGGUAGCGGAGAGUCCGGUAGACAACUGGCCCGACCUAUGGCAUCCCGUGCUCGGCAAAUCAUCCGGCUUGGCCAGGAUCUGGGAUACCGGCAUUGGAUCGUUUAUGAUUGACCACGGCGU